Eutrema salsugineum is the source of this 945-nucleotide messenger RNA. RefSeq lists its product as uncharacterized. The record is from RefSeq and is a predicted model, not a curated record. Gene Ontology annotation, molecular function: nucleic acid binding; zinc ion binding. The transcript is spliced from 2 exons. The coding region runs from base 1 to 945 and encodes 314 amino acids. Lineage: Eukaryota; Viridiplantae; Streptophyta; Magnoliopsida; Brassicales; Brassicaceae.
AUGUCGAAUUUGACAAAACUCGAGAUUACUGCCCUUGAUAUUUCUGGAAGAAAUUAUAUGAGAUGGGCAGUAGCUGCAAGGAUGCAUUUAAAAGGAAAUGAGCUCCUUGAUACCAUCGAUAAAACAAAAACAGUUCCUGAAGAGAAAAAGGCGAAAGCCAUGAUCUUUUUAUUCCACCAUAUCCAUGAUGGUUUAAAAGAUGAAUAUAUCACGAAAGAAGAUCCUGCAGAUCUUUGGCAAUCACUCCAAGAUAGGUUUGAUCACCAGAAAUAUGUGAUCUUACCAAAGGCUAGACAUGAGUGGUUGAACCUCCGGUUCCAAGACUAUAAGAGCGUUAGUGAGUAUAACUCCGCUCUAUUUGGAAUCACUUCCAGGAUAAUGUUGUGUGGAGAAAAUAUAAGUGAUCAUGAUAUGAUUGAGAAAACUCUCUCAACAUUUCAUCCUGGAAACGUAGUCCUGCAGCAACAGUACCGGGCAAACGGAUACAAAGUAUUCGGAGUUAAUGCAACUUCAUUCCCAGAAGUGAAUGUUGCAUCGUCAAGCCAUGAAAAUUGGCAAAGUGGACGUGGACGCGGUCGCGGAAAUGAUCGUGGUCGUGGACGAGGUUUUGGACGUGGUCGAGGUCGUGGACGAGGAAGAAGAUUCCGUCCUGCUGAUUUAAACGAUGGAAGAAAUAACAAAAAGUUCAAGGGUAAUGAAGUUGGUCGCAAGCAACAUGAGAGUGCUUGCUACAGAUGCGGCAUGAAAGGACAUUGGGUUCGUACUUGUCGUACGCCAAAACAUUUAGCCGAUCUGUACCAAGAAUCGCAAAAGGCGAAAGGAAAAGAAAGUGAAACCAACUUCAUCCAUGGUGAAUCCAGUUUUUCGUUUGAUGGUAUAAACGAUGAUACAAAUCUCGAUAUAUCUGAUUUCAUCGUUGAUCCCGAAGAUAUUAACGAAAAAUAA